AAGAGCGAGUGCGCAUGCGUCGGAGACCAGAGAAAGGCACCCUAGAAUCGGAACGUUUCUUGCUUUUUCGAUGCAAAACAGUAAAGAUAGAGGAAAAUUACGAAAUUUCCGGGAAAAAAGAGGAAUGGAAGAUAGAAAAGGUUGUAUGAUUUUCUUUUAGCUGAGGGAAAAACUAUAUUCUUCCAAAGCAACAAGCCACAAAUUCUGAUUAUUUUGCUGCAAGAAAAAGGCACUUCAAGCUUUCUUAGCUAGGGUUUCAGAAUUUUCCACUCCUCCAAACAACUUCGGAGCUGUAUUUUACGGGGAGAAAAAGCUUUGGGGUUUUCUUUGUUUUUUAAAGCAUCUAUUUCCCUUCCCUUGGAGCUUCGGAAACAGGGAGAGAUAGAGAGAAGCAGGGAAGCAUGUCUUCUUCUUCAGCUACUGUAGCAGUGGAGAAGGCGACCAGCGAUCUUCUCAUGGGCCCUGAUUGGACCAUGAAUAUCGAAAUAUGUGAUUCUGUCAAUUCCAAUCGCUGGCAGCCAAAAGAUGUGGUCAAAGCCGUGAAGAAGAGAUUACAGCAUAAGAGCUCCAAAGUUCAAUUACUCUCUCUGACGCUGCUGGAGACAAUGGUGAAGAACUGUGGUGAGUAUAUCCAUUUUCAAAUUGCUGAGAGGAAUAUACUGGAUGAGAUGAUCAAAAUUGUGAGGAAGAAGGCAGACAUGCAAGUGAGGGAUAAAAUUUUAGUGCUGCUAGACUCAUGGCAAGAGGCAUUUGGUGGGCCAAGUGGAAAGCAUCCUCACUAUUAUUGGGCAUAUGAGGAAUUAAAGAGAUCUGGUGUAGUCUUUCCCAAGCGUUCUCCAGAUGCAGCUCCGAUAUUUACUCCUCCUCCUACCCAUCUUGCUUUAAGACACUUGCAAGCUGGAUAUGGUAUGCCAAGCAAUUCUUCAAAGAGACUUGAUGAAACAAUGGCGACAGAGAUUGAAAGUUUAAGUUUGUCAAGCUUGGAUUCUAUGCGGCAUGUUAUGGAGCUUUUGAGCGACAUGCUACAGGCUGUGAACCCUAAUGAUCGAGCAGCUGUAAAAGAUGAGGUGAUUGUUGACCUCGUUGACCGUUGCCGUACCAACCAGAGAAAAUUGAUGCAGAUGUUAACAACCACUGGGGAUGAGGAGCUUCUUGGGCGAGGCCUUGAAUUAAAUGAUAGUAUUCAAAGUUUGCUUGCAAAGCACGAUGCAAUAGCUUCUGGUGCCCCCCUUCCAUCUCAAUAUGCUAGUUCUAGUGCUCAGUCAACUGGAGCUAGCUUUUCCAGUUUCAAUCCAACAGAAGAGAGGAGCUCCAUCUCUAGAGGCUCUGAUCCAACAUUUAAACCCAACUCUUCUAUCCCAGUUCCUUCCGUAAAAAAAGGCCAGAUUGAUCAGGAGGAGGAAGAAGAGGAUGAAUUUGCACAGCUAGCUCGAAGGCAUUCCAAGGCACAGCCAGUGCCUUCUAAAGAUGCUACAAAUGGAUCAACUGAUGUUUUGGCAACCGUUGAAACCAACAGCUCAACAUCAGAUCCUGCAGCCUCUGUCCCAGUCAGUGCAUUGGCGAUUGUAGAUCAGGCUGCACCAGCUAGCACUUCUAAAGAGCAGGACAUUAUUGACUUGCUGAGUAUCACUUUGUCUACCUCGUCAUCAGCGUCAUCUCCCCAGAUACCUCCUCCUCUGUCAGCCUCCAGCCAGCAAACUGAUACAUCUGUUCCAUCUAGCACGCAAGGCUAUCCCUAUGCUCCCCAGUAUUCUGGAAAUGUGCCUUUUAGCAAUUAUGUUGUUCCUUGGGCUCAACCUGAAUCUAAAUCAGACUCUCAACCUCAACCCCAGUCCCAGCAACAUAUUUAUAGACCUCAAUCCUCACCUCAGCAACUACAUCCACAACAUGAACCCCAACAAUUGCAGCCUCAGCCCUCUCUCCAACCCCAGCAAUCACAGUUUCAGAAUCAACAUCUUCAAUAUCCGCAUCCUGAACCCCAACAGGUACAGUCCCUGCACCAGCCCCAACCCCGACCUCAAUUUCAAUCUCAAACUCAACCCCAACCAAUACAAAUGAUGCAACCUCGACCCCAGUUGCAAUUGCAGAAUCAACAUGUUCAAUACCCCUCAACAUACCCUCCUCCACCAUGGGCUGCCACGCCUGGUUACCCCAGCACUCAAAACCAGUUGUCUUCACCUAAUAUGUUUUUGACUCCUCCAGCCAACACAUCAGCAUGUUAUAGACCAGCCCAAGGAAUCAGGGCCUUGCAAAAUAACAGUUCAUUUUCUUCUAAAGGAACCAGCGGGCCUCUGACUGGAGAUCCUAGGGGAAAUCCUGGACUGGGAAACAAUACCAGUGCUACUGGACAAAAGCCCUUUGUUCCAUCUUACAAAUUGUUUGAAGAUCUGAAUGUCUUUGGGAACACAGAUGGAAGGAUUAAGAUGACCAGCAGUGGCACGUCAUCUAGUUUGUCAGGAACAAUGGGCCCAGGUAUGGUUGGGGGGCGUAAGUGAGACAUUAAUUCUUGAAGGCGAACAUGUGAUGUGAAUAUGGUGUAUAUCAGUAUUGGUAGCUUUUUCACGUUUGCAACAUGUAAGUCAUAUAAGUUGAAAAAGUGACACCUUUCUAUGUCUAAGAUGAUCACAGAUAACACUAGUCACAACCCAUCUUUGUAUUUAGCUGGAGUGUUGCGCAUCCUUGGAACAUUCUUUCAUAUAUGAUUUAGUUUCUCGUGGCUCUCGUUGUGUAA
Prosopis cineraria is the source of this 2731-nucleotide messenger RNA. Its product is annotated as TOM1-like protein 6. The coding region runs from base 402 to 2495 and encodes 697 amino acids. The record is from RefSeq and is a predicted model, not a curated record. Gene Ontology annotation, biological process: protein transport to vacuole involved in ubiquitin-dependent protein catabolic process via the multivesicular body sorting pathway. The transcript has 9 exons. Gene Ontology annotation, molecular function: phosphatidylinositol binding; ubiquitin binding. Lineage: Eukaryota; Viridiplantae; Streptophyta; Magnoliopsida; Fabales; Fabaceae.